CGAUAUCAUUGGAAAAGACAGGAUAGGAAAGGAUGGUCCCAUGAUGCCAUGCGCCCCACCCUUCCGCCAUUUUGGUUCCUGUAACGAGACCGACCGAGCUGAGCCGAGCGCUCUGCGGUAGCCUUGUAUGUAGGGCGCCGAGGAUCACUUUUCACAGACCCCCAGACCAUUUAAGGUUGUGUUUAGCUGUAGAGACGUAGUGUUGGACCAUGGCUUCCAAACCGAAGCCUCUGCAGAUGGCGCUACACAAGGUCAUCAUGGUGGGCAGUGGUGGGGUGGGCAAGUCAGCCCUCACCCUGCAGUUCAUGUAUGAUGAGUUUGUAGAAGACUAUGAGCCCACCAAAGCAGACAGCUACAGGAAGAAGGUGGUGCUGGAUGGAGAGGAGGUACAGAUUGACAUCCUGGAUACAGCAGGACAGGAGGACUACGCUGCUAUCAGGGACAACUACUUCCGCAGUGGGGAGGGCUUCCUGUGUGUCUUCUCCAUCACAGAACAGGAGUCCUUCGCAGCGACGGCAGACUUCAGGGAACAGAUUCUGCGGGUGAAGAAUGACGAGAACAUUCCGUUCCUCCUGGUGGGCAACAAGUGCGACCUGUUCGACAAGAGACAAGUCACGAUAGAGACCGCCACCGCCAAGGCAGGCGAGUGGAACGUGCCCUACGUGGAGACCUCCGCAAAAACACGGCAAAAUGUGGACAAGGCCUACUUUGAUUUGAUGCGAAUGAUCAGGGACAGGAAAAAGGCGAACGGUCCGACAGACAGACAGGGAAACAGGAACAAGCGAGGGUGCCUCCAGAUGUGUUCUUUGAUUUAAUGUGCGAGAUCCGCGAUCGGAAGAAAGAAGAGACCGCCAAGCCCGACGGGAAGAAGAACAAGAAAACCAAAAAGGAGGGAAAAAGAAAGAAGAAAUGUGUUAUAUUGUGAUCUUCUUCUUUCACCCACUCUCAAUGUGCAAAGCAUUUUCCGUUCACUAGUGUGAGUUUUUGGUCACAUCCCCCUUUGGACUUUGGUUUGAUCCAACACUCUGUAUCCUCAUUCGCUGAUUGGCUUUGCUUGGUCAAGCCAACUUUUAAUGGGGUAGAAAUUAAGUUGAAAGCAAAUUCUAACUUCUGAGAAGGACACAAGUCAUCAGUGUUACAACAUUGGGAUGGGUGUGCCUUAAGUUAAGUCUUAAACACAUGGUUCUCCUUUCCUCUCUGUUGUGUUACAUCCUAUUGUUUUACUUCUCUAAAAUUCUGAAUAACUAUCAAUUCCCUGAAUUUGUGAAAAUUGUCCUGUGAUGUUACUCCAAAGAGCAUAUAUGUGCAUAAGUAUGCAUUACUGUGCAUCACUGACUGAAUACUAAUUUCAAUAUGUUGAACAGUUUCGAUGUAAGGAAAAGUAAUGAAAAGAGAGCGAGACAAUUUGGGAGCAUGUUACUUUGUGUAUUGAAAUUCCAAAGGAAUAGCAAGACUUUCUUUUUUGUUGUUGUUGUAAUUUCUCAAUGUCUUGCUUCCUUCUUGCUUCAUGGCAUUUAGAAGUUAAUCUUAGAAGCUUUACAAUGUUGAGAAAGCCAGUCAGUUUUGAUAAUGUAGAAAAAACAUUGUUCUCUUGGGGUGAUCCUUUUAUUGAUAGACAUACAUGUGUAUAAAUUCUGACCCAUAAUCAUAUCCAGUUAGCAACACUAUGAAUUUUGUGGAAAAGUUGUCUCAUAUCCCUGUGGGGUAUCAUUUGGUCAGAAUCUGUAAUGCGUCUUCUGUUGAUAGUCCAUAAAAAGAUGCAUGAAAUCAAGCUUGUCAAAAUGUAAAAUCAUGACCAUUUACUCUUCCUUGAUAUUGGAAGGUUCCAAAGUUUGUAAUCUUCUCAACAAACAUGUAAUUACUGUAUAAUUGAUUAAUUACAUUAAUUUACAUAUUAAGAUAUUUGCAAUCUUAAGCACUGAUGAUGAUAAUAUUACUAAUUGUAUUUAUAUCACUGUUUAUGAAAUUAUGCACCUAAAAUCUUAUGUUAGGCAACUUCCGUAAUGACUGACAGUAAGUUCGCAGGGUAAGGGCGAUGGCAAAAGGGGGCAUGGUAGAGUUUUGUCAACGGAAAUGUAAAAAUUUGUCAGCAAACUUUAAUGUUUUUGAGAGGAACUUUGUCCGGUAGGAUGCUUCAAUACACCACAUUGCAUAGUCUCUUGUUUGGCAUGAAAUAUCAUUCAGUGAAAAUUGAUAUCACAAUUAACAUACAACUUGCUUGCCUACAAUGAAAAAUGAAAUAUUCAGAUAAGAUAUAACACCAUAUCUACAGAACAACGCUUAGAAAAUUUGGGUCCAAAACACUUUAUUGCACUAUAUGACAUUAGACCAGUACACUGAGAAAAAAAUGUUCCUAUUCACCAAAGAAGGUUAGCAAAUUAGGUAGAUUUUAAUUGAUUCAGUUAAACACUAUAAUUAGUACUAUGGAUGUAAUUUCUUUUCCUCCUCACAGAUACAUUUUGUACCCACUGAGGUAAAUGAUAUGGGGAGGGGCAGUGUGCAUUUAUUUCAGUAGAAUCAGUGAUUGUACAGUGUGCUUCUGGCAUGUUGCACAUUUCUGUUCACAUUAUGCAACCAAUGCACUUUUCUCUGAUUUUCACUUGCUGAACUUUGACGGAAUUCUGGCAAUGUGGGCACGUGGGAAUGCUAAAGCAUUCGACAGUUGUACAGUUUUUAAUUGAAGACAAAUAAAGUAUUAAUGGCGCUAACAGUA
Branchiostoma belcheri (Belcher's lancelet) is the source of this 2713-nucleotide messenger RNA. Its product is annotated as ras-related protein Ral-A-like. The record is from RefSeq and is a predicted model, not a curated record. The transcript has 6 exons. Bases 210 to 815 code for a protein of 201 amino acids. Gene Ontology annotation, cellular component: plasma membrane. Gene Ontology annotation, biological process: Ras protein signal transduction. Gene Ontology annotation, molecular function: GDP binding; GTP binding; GTPase activity. Lineage: Eukaryota; Metazoa; Chordata; Leptocardii; Amphioxiformes; Branchiostomatidae.